AUGAGCCAUGGGACUCAAACGCCAGCCAAGGCAAAGGAUGACUGCGAUUAUAAGGAGGGUUCAGUCACAGCUUUCACCCUUGAAGAUGAGAAGAAGCUGGUCAGCAAAAUCGAUUGGCAUCUGAUGCCAUUGUUGAUCAUUUCGUACGGAGCUCAGUACCUCGACAAAACGAGCUUAUCGUACAGUGCAGUGCUCGGAAUCAAAGAUGACCUGAACCUCGUUGGACAGGACUAUAGCUGGGCAUCCAGUAUUUUCUACAUUGGCUAUCUCGUGGCUUCUUAUCCAAUUUCACUCGGAUUUGUCCGUUUUCCUCUUGGGAAGUAUCUUAGCAUUCUUAUUUUCGCAUGGGGAAUUGUUCUCACAUUCCACGCAUUGGCCCACAAUUACGCCAGCCUCAUGGUACUACGCACGUUUCUCGGUAUAUUCGAGUCGGCCAUUAGUCCUGGAUUCUCCUUGAUAACUGGCAUGUGGUAUACACCAAAGGAGCAUGUGUCGCGACAUUCGGUGUGGUUUUGUGGCAACGCAAUUGCAGGCAUUGUAGGGUCGAUGAUAUCCUAUGCCAUCUUGCACUAUAAUGGAGAGUUUCCAAAGUGGAAGAUUCUCUUUCUUACCUUUGGCUUGCUGACUGUCGCAUGGUCCGUCAUUCUCUGGUUCUUCCUCCCGGAUUCACCGUUGAAUGCCCGCUUCCUCACGCCUGCUGAGAGAGAAUUCGCUUCUCUUCGGCCAAAGAAAUUCCAACGCACAACACAGACCAAGAAAUGGGAUCGUGCUCAGUUCAUCGAAACAGUGACAGAUGCCAAGUCGUGGUGGUUCAUCCUAUUUUCGUUUAUCAUUUGCGUUCCAAAUGGCGGAACAACCAGUUUUUCCACCCUGAUCAUCAAGGGAUUCGGAUAUGAUGAAUAUCAAACAAUCCUGAUGGGCCUUCCUGCAUCUGCCUUUCAACUCACUACUGUGAUCCUGGCAGCAUUGUUCACCUCUUAUAUCCGCAAGUCCCGUCUUGUCGCCAUGGUUUGCAUCUACCUUAUGGCCAUUGCAGGCAUUCUCAUGGUGAAGCUCCUCCCCGAUGGGAAGAAACUAUCUCGACUUGCUGGUUUCUGGCUGGUGACUGCUGUCGCUCCAGCAUUCCCACUCAUGAUGUCGCUGUUUGCCAGCAACACAGCCGGUUUCACCAAGAAAUCAACAACGGUCGCCAUGAUAUUUGUGGGAUACUGUGUUGGGAAUCUCAUUGGUCCGCAGUUUUUCAAGAGCAGCGAGGCGCCAAAUUACCAUACGGCAUACACAACAAUUUUGGUGUGCUUUGCAAUCACUAUUGCUAUGGCGGUUUUCUUCUGGGCCUAUCUGGGGUAUAUAAACCGGAAACGAGACCAAGAACAGGGAACUCAUAUUGAUCCUGAGGAGAUCCGAGCAGUCGAUUUGGAGGCAGACACCGGCUUGGAGGAGGUUGACGAAACUGACAGACAGAAUAAAAGCUUUCGAUAUAUCCUUUAG
Molecule: messenger RNA, 1488 nt
Organism: Aspergillus wentii DTO 134E9
Lineage: Eukaryota; Fungi; Ascomycota; Eurotiomycetes; Eurotiales; Aspergillaceae
Exons: 7
Coding region: 1-1488 (495 amino acids)
Biological process (GO): allantoate transport; dipeptide transport; transmembrane transport
Cellular component (GO): plasma membrane
Molecular function (GO): allantoate transmembrane transporter activity; dipeptide transmembrane transporter activity
Source: RefSeq, a predicted model, not a curated record